Messenger RNA from Marasmius oreades (fairy-ring Marasmius), 1076 nucleotides. RefSeq lists its product as uncharacterized. NCBI's taxonomy places the organism in Eukaryota, Fungi, Basidiomycota, Agaricomycetes, Agaricales, Marasmiaceae. The transcript has 2 exons. The coding region runs from base 57 to 1076 and encodes 339 amino acids. The record is from RefSeq and is a predicted model, not a curated record.
CACCGUUCGCGUUCAAAGGUCAACUACCCAUCUUCUCUUUCCUUAGUACGCCAAUAAUGUCCAAAAUCACCCGUCAAAACAGCUACUCCCAGGUGUCAUCAACUCAGAGUGGCUACGGCGCAGAUACGGAACCUUCAAUGGACACCGAGUCCGACUCAUCCACUACCUUGAAGUCUGUAUCUACUCUUGCGACGUCGGGAGGCUCCCAAAUAUCCUGGACCUCAUCCCAAUCGAGGUUUAGACAAGAAUUGGAGGCUAAUCUCGACGUUAUACCACGCUCAAGUCAGGAUAUCGACACGGAUUUCAAUAACUCCGAGCUCCCCGAGUGGCCUUCUUAUUCACAGCCGAGUCAACGAGAGGAAGAGUGCGUUAAACAGGAGUUGGUUCCUGAGGAUAGUUGCUCUCAGCCUCGUCAGGUCGACUUGGUGAUUCCGGAUGUCGGUCACGAUUAUGACGGUGAGUAUCAUGGUUCCCCGAGUCGAGCGAGUUCGCCGGCUAUGACGGCUAUCGCCGAUGACUCUCCGCCCGGGACUCCUCGAGCGCCAAGUCCUUCGGGAAUGGUACAUGGAGCAAAUGAGGUGGAACACGGUCACCACGGACGAAACUGUGAAGAAAAUACCCAACCAUUUCCAUUUCCAAGCUCUCAGCCCCAACUUCUGUCCGCCCAGCCUUCUAAUGCCUCUAUCUCCACUACACACUCGACUCUUGUAGCCUCCGAGUCAAGCUCUAGCGAGUCGGGGCAAUCGGGGGGUAGUCAGGAUCGCCUUUCGGACGAGCCUUUGGAUUCUUUCACGGUGCCACUUCUACAACAGCCCACGUUAGGUCUGGAACCAGCGAUUCCUCACUCUGCUUCGCUACAAGGAGUCCGAACGCCGAUCCGAGAGAUGUAUGGGUACUCUAUGGGCCGACCGGGACAAUAUCCGGAGUUCCCUCUGCCACAGGGGGGUGUAAGCCAAGCUCAAGCGAGGGACUCGGCGAUGGUACCGGUGGAGGAUUUGGUAGAGGAUGAAGGAUAUGGGGGGUCGGUUUGUGGUUUGAAUGAUUAUGACGAUGAUGGGAGUCAACUUAGGGGUUGA